Entelurus aequoreus (snake pipefish) is the source of this 4980-nucleotide messenger RNA. RefSeq names its product mitogen-activated protein kinase kinase kinase 20a (gene map3k20a). The coding region runs from base 188 to 2563 and encodes 791 amino acids. The transcript has 20 exons. The record is from RefSeq and is a predicted model, not a curated record. Gene Ontology annotation, molecular function: protein binding; protein kinase activity; ATP binding. Gene Ontology annotation, cellular component: cytoplasm. Lineage: Eukaryota; Metazoa; Chordata; Actinopteri; Syngnathiformes; Syngnathidae. Gene Ontology annotation, biological process: protein phosphorylation.
UGUGCAACAAGUAAAACCACAGCGGGCCAGAGUGUGUUGAAACACACACAAACAACAUUUACAGGAACACUUUCUUUUGACUUCUUCUUUGCUGUCACCUUGUGCUCCUUCAACCACGAGCUGCUUGAAGUCAUAACCUCCUCAACGUCCAUGCACGCGAAACGGCGGCACUGAGUGUCAGAAUGAGAUGUCGUCUCAUAGCGGCUCCUUUGUGCAAAUCAACUUCGAUGACAUCCACUUCUUCGAGAACUGUGGCGGCGGCAGCUUCGGAAGCGUGUACAGGGCCAGAUGGAUCAGCCAGGACAAAGAGGUGGCGGUGAAAAAGCUGCUCAGGAUUGAGAACGAGGCGGAAAUCCUGAGCGUCCUCAGCCACCGCAACAUUAUCCAGUUUUAUGGCGCCAUCGUUGAGGCUCCCAACUAUGGAAUUGUUACGGAAUAUGCCAGCAAGGGAUCUCUCUACGACUACCUGUCCUGUGCUGAGAGUGAAGAGAUGGACAUAAGCCACAUUAUGACCUGGGCUACAGAGAUUGCCAGAGGGAUGCACUAUUUGCACUCAGAGGCCCCAAUUAAAGUGAUCCACAGAGACCUGAAGUCAAGGAAUGUUGUCAUCACAGCAGACAAAGUCCUGAAGAUCUGUGAUUUUGGGGCCUCCAAGUUUCUGACCCACACGACUCACAUGUCUCUAGUGGGUACCUUUCCAUGGAUGGCGCCCGAGGUCAUCCAGAGUCUGCCCGUGUCUGAGACCUGUGACACCUUCUCCUACGCUGUGGUGCUGUGGGAAAUGCUGACUCGUGAGGUACCAUUCAAAGGACUGGAAGGCUUGCAAGUGGCUUGGCUCGUUGUGGAGAAAGACGAGAGGCUAACCAUCCCCAGCGGCUGCCCUGCCAGCUUUGCAGAGCUGAUGAGGGACUGCUGGAGGACAGAUCCAAAAGAGAGGCCGACGUUCAAGCAGAUCCUGUCUACUUUGGAGUCCAUGUGGAACGACAGCCAACUCUCCGAACAGUGCAACUCUUUCCUCCACAACAAGUCUGAAUGGAGGUGUGAGAUUGAAGCCACGCUGGAGCGGCUGAAGAAGCUGGAGAGAGAACUGAGCAGCAAAGAGCAGGAGCUGAAGGUGCGGGAGCGCCGUCUAAAGAUGUGGGAGAGCAAACUCAUCCAACAAUCCAACAGCCCGCUGCUGCCCUCUUUGGACAUCUACACGUGGACAGAGGAGCACGUGUACUUCUGGAUGCAGCAAAUAUUCGGUGCAGAGGAGAGCGCGUGUGGCAUGCAGCUGUACGCCGACCUCUUUCAGGGCAACCACAUCACCGGAAAGAGGCUCCUAUUGCUCUCGGAGAGUGACAUGCGGGAUAUGGGCAUCAAGUCCAAAGGUCAUGUCAUGCACCUGAAGAAUGAGAUUGAGAAGCUCACCAAUGAUUACCUCGGCCUGGUCCACUUCCCACCAUUGCUCAAGGAUGAACUUGAAAACCAGGUGGACAGCAGUAAAAGUGUCAACCUAGAACUGGUGUUUGGGUACCACUGGAAGCCAGGGACUGGAAGAUCAGACUGCAAGUGGAAAAUGUUCCUGGAACUGGACGGAGACGACAUCGCCAUAACUUACAUCAAGGACGUCAUGUUCAGCAGCAACCGGCAAGACGUGGAGCCCACGCGGAUGACCAAGCCGCCAUUUGUGAUGGACAAGUGGAUAGUUGGGAUACAACCCAACCAGAGACUGGACUACACUGUCAGCUAUGAGAACACCGUGAAGUCGCCAAGGUCAACGAGGCACAGCUGCUCCAUGAUGUGGAGUCCCACUGGCGGACAGGAUGACAUCAAAACCGUGGCCCUUGUGAUCCAAACAGCAGCAGCAAGCGUUGACGUGAGCCCCGGGAGGAUAAAGUCUAACUCUGGCAUCGAUGAGGCUUGGAUGCGCAAAGUAAAGCGGCGGCAAAUAAGCAGUCAGGAAAAGCAGCAGAGCGGCGCGGCGCUCUCCGCCAUGACCAGCUCAGAGGCCCGCACUCUCCCUCAGUUCCUGUCGGCGCAUGAAAGCCAAGCGUCUUCGUACGCGGCGGCGGCGCGGCGCUCGCCCGUCCACGCCCGCCUCGCCCCCUGGAAUGACUCCCGCAGCUCCUCGCCCGGCGCCGGCAUCUCGGCCAAACUGUACCCGCUCCAGCUGGGGUCAAAGGGCAGCAGCCCGGGCAGCACCACGUCAGAGAGCGCGUCCGAGAGGGAGCGGCCGCUGAGCGCCGGUGCGCUGCACGCGUGCAACAAGGAGGUCUUCUUUGGCGGCCGGGGACGAGGCAACACCAGAGGAGGCCUAAAUAAAAGCCACAAAAGCCCUCGCCAGCCGGGCAGGCCGCGCUCCAACAGUUGCACUUCAGCACCUCAGAGCCGCCCGCGCAUCAUACCGGGUAUUUUGCCCGUGAGCGAAAACUCCAGCGAAGAAAGCGAGGCGGCCAAAGCGGGCUCUGAUGGCGGCUGGAUCAAAGUGGAGCGCCACAAAAGAUUACCGCGCCAGGACAAUAAAGCAGUCCGAGGUCGGCCAAGGAGAGGAGGGCGAGGAGGACGCGGGGGCAGAACUUAAAUGUUCUGAAGGACGCUGUGUUGACCUUGUACAUACAGUUUGAAACACAGCAGUAAUGUUCCAAAAGGCACUGAAUUACACAACAUGUUUUUACUCUUUUCUAAACUGGCUGCUGUACAUACAUCAUUUAAAGGCCUACUGAAAGGAUUUUUUUCAAUUUAAACGGGGAUAGCAGAUCCAUUCUAUGUGUCAUACUUGAUCAUUUCGCGAUAUUGCCAUAUUUUUGCUGAAAGGAUUUAGUAUAGAACAACGACGAUAAAGUUCGCAACUUUUGGUCACUGAUAAAAAAAAAGCCUUGCCUGUACCGGAAGUAGCGUGACGUCACAAGCUGGAGUGCUGCUCACAUUUCCCUAUUGUUUACACCAGCAGCGAGAGAGAUUUGGACCGAGAAAGCGACGAUUACCCCAUUAAUUUGAGCGAGGAUGAAAGAUUUGUGGAUGAGGAAAGUGAGAGUGAAGGACUAGAGUGCAGUGCAGGACGUAUCUUUUUUCGCUCUGACCGUAACUUAGGUACAAGCUGGCUCAUUGGAUUCCACACGCUCUCCUUUUUCUAUUGUGGAUCACGGAUUUGUAUUUUAAACCACCUCGGAUACUAUAUCCUCUUGAAAAUGAGAGUCGAGAACGCGAAAUGGACAUUCACAGUGACUUUUAUCUCCACGACAAUACAUCGGCGAAGCUCUUUAGCUACGGAGCUAACGUGAUAGCAUCGGGCCCAAAUGCAGAUAGAAACAAAAUACAUAAACCCCUGACUGGAAGGAUAGACAGAAAAUCAACAAUACUAUUAAACCCUGGACAUGUAACUACACGGUUAAUGCUUUCCAGCCUGGCGAAGAUUAACAAUGCUGUUGCUAACGACGCCAUUGAAGCUAACUUAGCAACGGGACCUCACAGAGCUAUGCUAAAAACAUUAGCUAUCCACCUAUGCCAGCCAGCCCUCAUCUGCUCAUCAACACCCGUGCUCACCUGCGUUCCAGCGAAGGACGGAAGGACAAAGGACUUCACCCGAUCAUCACGACGGUCGGCGGCUAGCGUCGGCUAGCGCGUCAGCUAUCCAAGUCAAAGUCCUCCCGGUUGUGUUGCUGCAGCCAGCCGCUAAUACACCGAUCCCACCUACAACUUUCUUCUUUGCAGUCUCCAUUGUUCAUUAAACAAAUUGCAAAAGAUUCACCAACACAGAUGUCCAGAAUACUGUGGAAUUUUGAGAUGAAAACAGAGCUUUUUUGUAUUGGAAUCAAAGGUGUACCAAUACUUCCGUUUAACUAGUGACGUCACUCGCAUACGUCAUCAUAAAAAGACGUUUUCAACCGGAAGUUUAGCGGGAAAUUUAAAAUUGCACUUUAUAAGUUAACCCGGCCGUAUUGGCAUGUGUUGCAAUGUUAAGAUUCCAUCAUUGAUAUAUAAACUAUCAGACUGCGUGGUCGGUAGUAGUGGCUUUCAGUAGGCCUUUAAAUAAGACAGUGUAUAUUUAUUAAAGUGACUAUAUCCCCAAAAGUUGUUUCUGUUGAUUGUUUAUCCAGCCCCUUUAACGUCAUUUAAACAUAAGUUUAAAAACUUGUCUUCAAAUUCAGUUCCGACAUAUCAACCGAUACCGAUAUAUACAGUCGUGGAAUCAACACAUUAUAAUUCCUAAUUUUGUUGUGAUGCCCCGCUGGAUGCAUUAAACAAUGUAACUUUACCAUGAAUUGAUUAACGUGGACCCCGACUUAAACAAGUUGAAAAAGUUAUUCGGGUGUUACCAUUUAGUGGUCUAUUGUACGGAAUAUGUACUGUACUGUGCAAUCUACUAAUACAAGUUUCAAUCAAUCAAUCAAUCAAAAACAAGGUUUUCCAAAAUAAGAGAACAACAUCAACUCAAGUUAUGGAAAAAAAUGCCAACAUGGAACUGCCAUAUUUAUUAUUGAAGUCACAAAGUGCAUUAUUUUUCUUAACAUGCCUCAAAACAGCAGCUUGGAAUUUGGGACAUGCUCUCCCUGAGAUAAUCACCCACUACAACUAUGGGAAAUACUACACUUUGACUUUCACAAAGUGCAUUAUUUUUUUUUUUUUUCAAACAUGCCUCAAAACAUCAGCUACAAAAACAAUGAAGGCACACAGCUUCAGUCCAGAGUAUACUAGAGAAUACUUGCCAACCUUGAGACCUCCGAAUUCAGGAGAUGGGGUUUGUCAUUCUUGUUUGGUGUGGGUUCACAGUGUGGCGCAUAUUUGUAACAGUGUUAAAGUUGUUUAUAGGGUCACCCUCAGUGUGACCUGUAUGGCUGUUGCAUAAAGCCGUAGAUAUUACGUGAUUGGGCCGGCACUCAAAAGCAGUGCCUUUAAGGUUUAUUGGCGCUCUGUACUGCUCCCUACGUCCGUGUACACAGCGGCAUUUUAAAAAGUCAUACAUUUUACUUUUUGAAACAGAUAGCGAUAAUCUUGAAA